UCGUUACUUUUACUUCACAAGCCUUGAAUAAUUAAAUGAAAUGCUAACUCUGGAUGCUGAUUCUCAGUAAAGUUUUGCCUUGUGUGACUCUACUGUGAGACAGUUUGAUAACUAUGAACAGAUUGAGCUUAGCACCCAAGCUAGGUGAAUUCAUACACUAUAUUUAGACAUACUAACCAAGUCAAAGGGAAAGAAAGAGGAGCAGACAGGCAGCAUGAGAGACUUGGCAACAGUGAAGGCAAAGCUAACAACAGUUGAGCAGCUGGAGAACCUGGACAAGGAGAUUAAAGAGCUGGAAGAGUUUAAAACUAAAAACCAGCGUCUGCAAAAGCUAUGGGUUGGCCGUUUGCUACUUUACUCAUCUGCCCUUUACCUGUUGAUCUCCCUGAUCGUCUACUGUCUUUACCUCCCCGAGCAUUGGUUGCAGAGAAUAGCCAUGGCCCUGCCUUUCUUCAUAUACCCUGUGCUGGUGUGGUUCAUCAGAAAGUUAUUGAUUUUUCUCUUCUCCAAACGCACUGAGAGAAACAGUGAAAAACUCGAAGAUUUAAAGGCUGCCAAAAAAAAGAUUCUUGAGGAGGUGAUGGAGACAGAAACGUACAAAAAUGCCAAGCUCAUCCUGGAACGUUUUGAUCCUGAGGCUAAGAAGAAAGCUGAACUUGAGUCAACUCCAGUGCGUUCUCCGAUGACUCCCAGGCCAGGACAAGAGAUUCGGCAGAGAGGGGUGGUAAUGAGACCGAUGCCAAUGGGCACCCCGCAUGCAAUGGUCAUGACUCCUCCACCGGGAGCACGCCCCUUGCUGGGACCAGCAGGCACACCUGUGGAACGUGUUCCUCUCUCAGCUCCAGGAGGUCCACCAGACAGAUCUGCUCUGUCUGCUUCGGUCCUACAGGGCACAGUACCGAGGACUCCCUCCUCCCCAAUGCUAGGUAUGCACCCUCCAGGUCCUCCGUUAGCUAGACCCAUCUUGCCCAAAGACAGGGGAGCUCUGGACAGAGUCAUUGAGUAUCUGGUAGGGGAUGGACCACAGAACAGAUACGCGCUGAUCUGCCAGCAGUGUUUUUCUCAUAAUGGCAUGGCUCUGAAAGAAGAGUUUGAAUAUCUAGCAUUUCGUUGCGCGUAUUGCUACUUUAUGAAUCCAGCCAGGAAGACUCGUCCUCAGGCCCCCCGACUUCCAGAGUUCAACUUUGAAAAGAGGCUGCGGGCUGAGUCACGUUCACCUGGGCCAUCACCACGUUCUGGGACAGAUACAGAGGAGAGCGCGCCACCUUCUGGAGCAAAAGCUCCAGCUCCGUGGAAUUUGGUCCACAGUUUCAAGAUCCAACAGAGACCAGAGACUCGACCUCUGCGGAGUCCAGAUGAGAAGGAGAUGGGAGAUUGUGAAGGAAUCACUAAAGAAGUAGACAGCGAGUGCCCAUUAGAGGAGCAGGAUCAGCUGCAGCAGAAGGAGGAAGAGAAAGAAGAAGAAGAAGAAAUUGUUCAGGAAGAGGUGGCCGAGGAUAAACCAGAGCAGAGUCGCAGCAGCCCCUGUGAGACAGGAGCUCAGCCAUCGUAGUUUCUAAGAGGCCAGAAAAGGUCCACAAGGAUGUGAUUGUUCUGUCCAGGCAGAAGGUGAUGGUAAUAGCCAGGAUAGUUAUUGAUAUUUAAAAGCAGCAUUGAUGGACAAGGAUUACCAUCAUCAUUAUUUAUAUUUAUUAGUGAAAUUGUCCAACAGUAUUGCCAAAAAUGAUGCCAACAUAUCUUGGUCAUGAGUUUGAUCCGAUGACUGGGAAGGAGUCAGAUUGAGGGUUGUAGUUUGAAUUUUAAGGCUAUUUCUCUGUUGUGUAGUUGGUUGAUUGGUGAUAUUGCUCUGUAGGUGCACUGACUAACUUAAAGUAACGAUUUACACUCUAAGGUCCUUUUAGGGUCAAUGUAGUUGGAUGCUGUAUGGUUUUGAUAAGAAAAAGUGUUUUAGAUAGAACUGCUGGUUCACACAUUGUUUUUCCUCAGAUGAAAUGACGUUAAAAAGAGAAUUACUGCUGAUUAAAAUGACUUCCUGAAGUGGGUGAGAAUGUCAGAUAGUUGUAGCGAAAGGUCAACACAAACACUCCUUAUCCAGUGUGGGAAACACUGGAUUUUCCUACACUAUCCAAACACUGACAUGCAUAACACAUGAAGUCCAUCUCAGGAUAAACCUGUUGUGAAUCAGAACAGCUUCUGUUGUGUUUACAGUAUGUGCAUACAAGUAUGCUGUUAGGUUUCAGGCUGAUGCUGCUGUGGCUUUUUCAUCUUCCAUUUUAAGUCCCUGAUCCUAUAUUUCAGGCUGACAAUAAAAAAACAUUUAUCUCUUUGGAUACCGUCUGUUAUAGUGAUGUUUAGCCAAUGCUGAUGCAUGUAUGCUUUUAUUCCCAUACAUUUUAAUGCUUUUUGUUUCUCUUUUGUUUUCAUUAUAUUACUGGAUCUUUGUCCCAGACUGCCAAUAAUGAGAUAUGAGCAGUUAGUUGCAUUUAAAUCUAUUGGAAGCAAAAGUACUGAAACUGAAUGCUGAAUGAGGGGAGUAAACCAGAGUGUGGCUAAUAUUGCAUCAAGGAAAGGAAGGAUGCUUAUUACAGAAACAAUUAGCUGUAGUAUGUUCACUGAAAGAGGGGGAAAAAGACUCAUUCUCACUUUUU
This is a messenger RNA of Haplochromis burtoni (Burton's mouthbrooder), 2648 nucleotides long. RefSeq names its product lunapark, ER junction formation factor (gene lnpkb). NCBI's taxonomy places the organism in Eukaryota, Metazoa, Chordata, Actinopteri, Cichliformes, Cichlidae. The record is from RefSeq and is a predicted model, not a curated record. Gene Ontology annotation, biological process: endoplasmic reticulum tubular network organization. The transcript is spliced from 15 exons. Gene Ontology annotation, cellular component: endoplasmic reticulum tubular network. Bases 215 to 1552 code for a protein of 445 amino acids.